UCAAUUACAACACUGUCAUUAAGGUUUACUAAUCUCAUGUGACAAAGAAAAUGUUAAGCCAGUUGGGACGAGAUUUAUCCACUGCCGAACAAAGAAUAUUGGAUCACCGGGCGUUUGUAAAUGGAGAAAUAAACAAUUUUCUGAAUGAAUUUGAGUUGAAACGUAACGAAGCAGAAGUGGAAACGCUGUUCAAAGUGACUGAAAUUAUAGGCGACGUGAAAUACGACCUAUAUGAAAGGUGUAUCAUUCUGAGUACAUCACAUUUAGAAACACUAAAUCAAGAAGUAAAUAAUUUGUUAGUCGGUGUCGAAGGCUUUCUCAACAAGGUGGAGCUACAGAAGCAGCCUAACGAAUAUCUUAUCCAAUCUCGUAAAGAUCGUGAACAUAAAAGAGCGAAUUUUCUCAUUGAUUUGGAACAUAAAUACGAACGAGUCAAGAACUCAUUUGAAGAAAAGGAAGAGGAAAUAGAUGAACUUUAUUCUGAUUUACAAGUAAAGUUGAACAUUCCUAAGUAA
Messenger RNA from Bactrocera neohumeralis, 515 nucleotides. It is a transcript of the gene Muted, whose product is annotated as biogenesis of lysosome-related organelles complex 1 subunit 5. The record is from RefSeq and is a predicted model, not a curated record. The transcript has 3 exons. The coding region runs from base 51 to 515 and encodes 154 amino acids. Lineage: Eukaryota; Metazoa; Arthropoda; Insecta; Diptera; Tephritidae. Gene Ontology annotation, cellular component: BLOC-1 complex; transport vesicle.